AUGCCAAUCAGUACCUAUCUGCAGUCUCGUCUAGCAGCUGCUGAGACUGGUGUCCUCCAUUUAAAUCUGUUUCAAACUGGUAUUCAAGAUGAAUCUAUUAUACGAGAUGAACGUCGAUCAACUAGACUAUUUUUAGCUCUUCUCAGUAUUUCAGUAGUCAUUAUUGGAUUGUAUUACUCAUUUAUACGGUAUAGAGAAACCAUUAUAAUUUCAUCUCCGUCAAUUAGUAAAUAUUCUAAUUCACCAAAGAAAGUAUUAUUACAAUGUCCUUGUACAAAUGCAGCAAUAAAAUAUGAAGAUUUUGUUGAAAUGAAACCGUCUUAUAAUGAAUUAUGUAAAAGUGAUUUUGUUUCUAAUGAAUAUAUUCAUCAACUCUAUACUCUCUACGAACAAAAAUUGAAUACAUCGAUUCCAACAGACGUUCAUCGAAUAGCUGUAUUUCAGUUUCAAACACUUCGUGCACUUUGUGAAUUAACACAGAAAAUAACGAGCGAUAGUCUUGCAAAAUUUGUAAAAAAUGAAUUUGUUCAAACUCAAGUCAUGGAUGAAGAAUUAUUUCAAAAUCAAAUUGAUUUAUUGAUAACAGAUUUUAUUAAUGGCACCUCAAAAACAUUUAUGAGAACACUGAAGUUUAUUCAAGAUGUUACAGCACAAAGUUUAUUUAUGACUGGUGCUUCAGUAACUAGUGUUAGACCAAGACCGCGGCUUAUGACAAACCUUGACGAGAUUCUGCCAUAUUCUGGAAUAAAAUAUACAUUUAAAGAUGGAUCUUCUUGUACAUGCUCAAGUUCUACUGCUAAUAACUGCAUGGGUUUGGCAACAUUGAAUAAUGAAGUUAUUCCUGGUUUUCAAACAGGUUGCUAUAUGUUAAGUGCACUUCUUCAUUCUACACUUGAAAUCUGCUACAAUCAAACAUAUAUCAACAUUUUAACUAACUCCAGUCAGUAUCAAAAACUCAAUGGUUCAAGUUCAAAUUCCACAGUUGAAACAUUACUUAGUCAAAUGUUUAUUACUCGUUGGUCACAUAACGCAUCUUUUGAAAGAUAUUUUAAUCAUUGUGCACCGACUCUAUGUCAAUAUACAGAAACUGCAAUAUACAAUCUCUGGUUUAUUAUUAUAACAUUGAUCGGGUUUUUUGGUGGAUUAUCAUUAGUAUUGAGAAUCGUUGUACCUUUGUUGAUUACAAAACUUUGGCCAAUUAUUUGGAAGUUUAUUACUAGACGACGAACGGUAGCUACACAAAUCGAAGAAACAGACGUGAAUACAGUACUCUCCUUUGGUGAACGCCUAAAACGAUUGUUGGGAUUAAUUAAACAAAAAUUAAUUGAUUUGAAUUUAUUUCAACGUGUUCCUCCAACACAAGAUGAAAAUAUUCUUCGACGACAACGUUACACUACACGACUUUAUAUAGUUCUAUCAACUAUAGCGUUGAUCAUUUUCACUACUUUUACAUCUAUUGAACAACAUACAAAUCGUAUUACUUUUGAAUCACUAUCACCAAAUGAGUUUAUUCAACUUUAUCAACAAUAUCCACAAACACUUGAUUGUCCUUGUACUCAAACAACAAUUGACUAUCAAUUCAUUUUUAGCAUCAAACCACAAUAUCAUGAAGUAUGUUCAAGUGAAUUUGUCUCUUCUAAAUGGAUUAAUAUUGAAUUUGAUAAAUAUUCGAUGAAAAACUUAUUAACAAAUGAUUUUCGUUAUCAAUCUCAAUUUCAUUUUCAACUUUUAUCAACAUUAUGUCAAAUGGCUAAUGAAACAAUUCAAGAUUCUCUUCAAUCAUUCUAUCGAACUAAAUUUGUCACAAAUAAACAAUUAAUUAAUGAAUUAUUUCAAACGCAAAUCAAUUCAAUCGUGGAAAAUUUUAAAAAAAGUCUACCUGCAACAUUUCAACGCAUAAUUCAAUUGAUAAAAACGAACUACAAGAUUAAUCAGUUUAUUACACCAAUGAAUUCUAUAUUUAGUUCUGACGAAUACAUUGCAUUAUUGCCUCUUACGCAUAAACCGCCGGAAGAAUUAUUGAACCAGACACAUAUGUGCUUUUUCGAUUCUCGUUUACAAUGUUACCAAAAGACCAUUAUAAAAGAAAACGAAAGUAAGAACAUCAUUCCCGGAAUGGUCCAAUCAGAGUUUCCUUUCGAAGCACUCUUGAUGUCAACAUUAGAAUGUUUUUAUAAUGAAACAUGUCUUUCUUACAUCAAAAAAUUCAUUAACCCAACGCAAUCAUCAAUUAAUAUUACUACACUAAAAUCAUCAUUACUAUUGAAUAAUAGUCAAUAUGAUCGAAUUCAAAUAUUGGCUAAUGAUCUUUUUAUUCGAUUAUGGGAUAAUAAUAAUUCCUAUGGAUCAUAUUUUAACCAAUGUCAUGCAUUAACAUGUCAAUACAGUUAUAAAAACCGAUUGAGUUUUAUUUUUGUUGUAGCAAAAAUUAUUGGAUUUAUGGGUGGUAUCAAUGUUUUUCUACAUCUAUUAUUGCCAUUGAUUGUUAAAUUAUUGAUUAAAAUUUGGAAUUAUAUUCUUCACCGUCAACGAAAUAACUCCAGUACAGUAAGAGUAUCAAUAUCUAUACGAAUCCGAUUUUGGCAUUCUGUUCGAGCUCUUUCGAAAUCUAGUAAAAAAAAGAUUGAAGAAUUAAAUGUCUAUCCAAUUAUUCCACCAUCAACAGAUGUACAAAUUAAUCGUCGACGUCGACACAUAACUCGAAUCUAUUUGAUAUUAUUAAUUACAAGCUUGUUCAUUCUUAUUAGUUAUACAUUACUGAAACAAGAGACAGUGACAGUCCCAGUUCCAUAUCCAUCAUUAUCAAAAUACGAGGAAUUAUUCGUUCAAUAUCCUGUAACAUUACAAUGUCCUUGUAAUCGUAUUACAAUCAAAUUCAAAGAGUUUAUCUCUCAAAUUGAACCUCAAUAUCAUGAGAUCUGUUCGAGUCUUUUCGUUUCACAAGAAUGGUUAAAUAGCAUACCUGACGGAUUUCCACAUAAAGACAUCGAGAUGAGCAAAGUUGAUUUUCGUAAAAUACUUCGGAUGCAAUUCGAAACUUUGUCAACACUUUGCAAAAUCUCUCAAAAGACAUUAAAUGCAUCGUUGUCAAUAUUCAAAGAAACUGAUUUGAUUACAGCAUAUGUUAUUUCUCGUUCUGAAUUUGACAGUCGAACAAAAUUAGUCAUAGAACAGUUCAAACAAACAACAUCUAAUCAGUUUUUAGAACCAUUCAAAUUAAUGCAAGCAAUAAAUCAUGCUAAUCAGCUUGGCACAUUGCUUUCCUCUAACUGGAUCUUCUUUCAAAAAUAUCCACAUAAUAUUAUCGAUAUACAUAAAGGUGAGCCACUGGAUGUACUAACUCGACCACAAAAAUAUGGAACGCAUAAUUGUUCAUGUGGAAUACAAUCAAACUGUUCAAACCUAGCAGAAUUUCCAUGUCUGACACGAAGAGAACUAUUCAUACAACCUCUUCCAGGAUUUCUUUAUGGCUGUAUGAUGCUCGAUUCUUUGUUGCAGUCAACUUUGACUUGUCUCUAUAAUAAGACAUGUCUUGGUUUUAUGCAAGCAUCUAUUUACUAUUCUAAACCUCAACCAGUUAAAGUUCUCACGUAUUCUUCAUUAGCAAUGCCCAAUACAACGAUUGAAACACUUCUUAAUCAAAUGUUUAUUUCUCAAUGGUUUCAGAAUACAUCAUUUGAUCUUUAUUUUAAUCAAUGUGCACCUCAAUCAUGUGAAUAUUCUUAUGUAUUAGAAUAUAAUUCACUCUAUGUUAUAACAACAUUAAUUGCUCUAUUUGGUGGUUUAACAAAAGGACUACAUGUUCUUGUGAAAUUGCUAGCAAUUAUCGUAUACAAAUUCGUUGAUUGGCGAAAGAGGAAAAGUCGAGUGGUACCAAACUUAACAUCAUCGAAUAUCAUUAUGAACAUUGAAGAUAAUGAGGAGGGGAGCGACGUAGUUUCGAUUACAUCAACAACCGUGACGGCAGUUCAGGACAACAUGACUUCUGUCGAAGAACAGAACCAUCCCGACAAAACGUAUCGAGAUCGAAUAAUACUAAUUUGUUUAGCACUGUUAGGUAUAGCUGCAAUAAUAUCAGUAUCCAUUAAUUUGUUUAUUGCUCGAAAUAAAGAACAACAAGUUAUUUCAACAACCAUUCAAACAACUACAGACAGUAGUAAUAAUUUAAUAACAGAAUCAACAGUGACGUCAACAAACAUUUGCCAUAUGACUCUUAAGUAUCAAUCUCAAACUUAUCCGACUGGUCUUAAUCCUGUGUCAAUGGUGAUUGGUGAUUUUAAUCAUGAUGACAUUAAAGAUUUAGCUGUGACUAAUGCUGAUUCAGAUACAAUAAGUGUGUUGUUGGGAAAUAAUAGUGGAAUAUUUCAAGCACAACAAAUCUAUUCAACAGGAAAUGGAUCUAGUCCGAGAGAAAUAGCAAUUGGUGAUUUUGAUAAUGAUACAUUUUUAGAUUUGGUUAUUGUUUUAUCUGCAACACAAAAAAUAGUUAUUUUCUAUGGUUCUGGAUUAAAUGAUUCAUUUAUUCCAUCAACUGACUUUUUUUUUAGCAGUCCACGUUCUAACAAAAUGAAUGCGAUUGCAGUUGUUGAUAUCGAUAGUGAUGGGUUUGUUGAUUUAGUUGCUAGUGCUCAAGAUGAUCGGAAUUCUGAAUUUCAAUUUAUUAGUUAUGUAAAUAUGGGCAACAGAUAUAACUUUAAAUAUAUACCAUGCUCGUCUAAGAGCUACAGUGGUAUAGUCAUUUCAAUAGUAGUCCAUGAUUUGGAUAAUGAUGCAAGACAAAAUAAUAUGGUCUGGCUCACCAGUGGUGGUUUCGUGAUAACUCGCAGUGCAUAUGAGUGCCAAGAUUACUGUAAGGAAAAAGAGUUAGCAUUUGACGAAAUGUAUAAAUCUCCAUCAGCUGCAGUCACAGGAAGAUUUAAUGACGAUGAAUUCGUCGAUUUAGCAUUGAUUUCUUCUCAAUCGGACACAUUACAAGUUUUACUUCGCUAUAAAGAUAAAUUGCUGUUGGAAUGGAAGAGCAUUCCAAUGAUUUAUCGCACAGAUCCUUAUCCGACAUCUAUUGCUCGAAUUAAUUUUAAUAACGAUCGAGUCGAUGAUUUAGCUAUACUAUAUUGCAAUGGAACUGUAACAAUAUUUAUUGGUUCAAAUCAUGGACUUUUUGAACGAAAAGAUUUAUCUUUUGGAACUCAUGCAGGUUGCAUUGAUAAAUGUUGUCAAUCAUUGCAAGUCAUUGAUUUGAAUCGAGAUGGAAGAGAUGAUCUAGUGUUUAUUGAUACAGGGAUGAAUAGCAUUCAAAUUGCUUUGGGUUUAUCUUGCAAUGAAUAG
Messenger RNA from Adineta steineri, 5325 nucleotides. Lineage: Eukaryota; Metazoa; Rotifera; Eurotatoria; Adinetida; Adinetidae. The record is from the annotation of a GenBank genome assembly.